Aspergillus nidulans FGSC A4 is the source of this 1047-nucleotide messenger RNA. Its product is annotated as D-mandelate dehydrogenase-like dehydrogenase. Bases 1 to 1047 code for a protein of 348 amino acids. The transcript is spliced from 2 exons. The record is from RefSeq and is a predicted model, not a curated record. Lineage: Eukaryota; Fungi; Ascomycota; Eurotiomycetes; Eurotiales; Aspergillaceae. Gene Ontology annotation, molecular function: NAD binding; oxidoreductase activity, acting on the CH-OH group of donors, NAD or NADP as acceptor.
AUGUCGAAGCCAGUAAUCCUACACCUUGGCGACCCCAUAAAAUAUAACCCAGCCCUAUACUCCACCUUCAGCUCCCACUUCACCAUCGUUCGCCCAUCACUCUCUGAACUACGCCGUGAUGAAUUCAAGACGGCGCUACGCGAGAACCGCUUCGGCUCAUUCCACGCCCUCUUUCGCCCUUUCUGGAACACGGGUGGCGAAAUGGGCCGCUGGGACAAAGAGCUCAUCGACCUGCUCCCGAAAUCAGUGAAGAUUUUCGCCUCUGCCGGGGCCGGGUUCGACUGGGUUGAUACACAGUAUUUGGCUGAAAAGGGUAUCCUGUAUUGCAACGGCGCCGCCGCGUCCUCCGAGUCCGUAGCCGAUAUGGCCCUCUUCCUUAUUCUGGCCUCGUUUCGAAACCUUGCUUGGAGUCAUAGUGCAGCAGUAUCGCAAAAUCCGCGGGCGUUCUUGGACGCACAUCAGAAUUCUCCACUGACAGCGCGGAACCCUAGAGGCCACAGUUUAGGUAUCAUUGGGAUGGGUCAGAUCGGGUUCAUGAUUGCGAAGAAGGUGUACGCGGCAUUUGGGAUGCAGAUCCUCUAUCACGAUAUUGUGCGCAAGUCCCAGGACAUAGAGAGGAGCGUGAAUGCGACGUUCUUCGAGAGUCUGGAUGAUAUGCUGGCUGAGUCAGACUGUGUUAUUGUUGCGACGCCGUUUGCCGGGAAGACGCUGCUGACGGCUGAACUGUUCGACAAGUUCAAGCGGGGUUCGCGGUUUGUGAAUAUUGCGCGGGGCUCUCUAGUUGAUGAGGGGGCCCUGGUAGGGGCGUUGGAGAGUGGCAUUCUGAUGGGCGUAGGUAUGGAUGUGCAUGCGGACGAGCCGAAUGUGCAUCCAAGGCUUGCGAGCCAUCCGAAAGUCAUGAUGAUGAGCCAUAAUGCUGGUGGUACAGUGGACACGCACAUUGGGUUUGAAAGGCUGGCGAUGGAGAAUAUACUGGCUUUUUUUAAGGAAGGGAGGGCUAUGACGCCGGUGAAUGCGCAUCUAAUCAAGCCGAAGAGUGUGCUGUAG